Arabidopsis thaliana (thale cress) is the source of this 2803-nucleotide messenger RNA. It is a transcript of the gene BSK3, whose product is annotated as BR-signaling kinase 3. The record is from RefSeq and is marked reviewed. Gene Ontology annotation, biological process: brassinosteroid mediated signaling pathway. Gene Ontology annotation, molecular function: protein serine kinase activity; protein serine/threonine kinase activity; protein kinase activity. Gene Ontology annotation, cellular component: plasma membrane. Bases 938 to 2407 code for a protein of 489 amino acids. Lineage: Eukaryota; Viridiplantae; Streptophyta; Magnoliopsida; Brassicales; Brassicaceae. The transcript is spliced from 11 exons.
GUGAUUAACACUGUUUUUAGUGCUUAAUUAGUUCCCUCCCUGAUUACAAAAGUCCGUUAGUGAUUACGGCAUGAAGAGACAACGGGAAAGAGGAAGAAGCAUAUCUCUCUCUCUGUCUUGUUCUAUGAACGAGACCACUUGCUUUAACAGGCGGUGCUAAUUAUUUUCCAGAAAAUAAAAAACCCCAAAAAUCUGUACGACAAACAAUUUAUUAAUCAACUCUUUUUUUUUCUUUCUAUAAGGUUAAUGGCCAGAUUCUUUCUUCUCUCACACCCAUUAAAAUAUUUCAUCAACUUGUCGGUAAAAUUAAUUCUUGGCUUAUUCUAUCUUUCUUUCUCUGUCUUCUUCUUUCAAUUUUUCAAUAACAAUAAUACAGAUGUGUAUACAUUAGAUACACGUAUACUAGUACUAAACUUCACUGUGUGAUCUGAUCUAGAGUUUUUAUACUAUCAGAAUAAAUAAUAGUCGACAAUUUGGGAUUUGUUUAUGGUUUACUUCACAUGAAUCACAUACGUUCAUGUCGAUUCCUUUGAGAUACUGUCUCGAUUUCGUUUUUUUCUCUUGUUUAAUUUAAAAUUAUUGUAAAGCACGUGGAUUUGCUUGUCUUGGUUUUGUUUUCUCCUUCGACCUCUUUGAUGAAAUCGAGGAACCUACAAUUUCUUCGUCGAUCCAAAUGGUAGCUUAGUGGUGGUGAUAAUAGGUUUCUCCUCUUGAUUGGCUCCAGCUUUAGGUUUUUUUUUUUAUCUUUGUUUCUGCUUCGAUUCCCAAAAUUUACCCUUUCGAUUUUGAGUCUAACUAGUCGAGUUGACUCAGUAGAGUCGAAAGCUUCUGGGUUUACGAAGAGACAUCUCCUAAUUGAAACAAAACCUUUCCUUUCCAUUGGGCUGAGAAAAAAGCAAGAGUCUUUGAAUAUUUUUUGGAGCGUGGUUUUAUUUAGAUGGGAGGUCAAUGCUCUAGCCUGAGUUGUUGCAGGAACACUUCACACAAGACAGCUGUUCUUGAAGCUCCUGAUGUUGAUAAUGGAGAGAGUAGUGAGAUCACUGAUGUUCCUAAUUUCCGGGAGUAUACUUUAGAACAGCUUAAGGCAGCUACUUCUGGUUUUGCCGUGGAGUAUAUUGUAUCUGAACAUGGAGAAAAGGCUCCAAAUGUUGUCUAUAAAGGGAAAUUGGAGAACCAAAAGAAGAUUGCUGUCAAGCGUUUUACUAGAAUGGCCUGGCCUGAUUCACGACAGUUCUUGGAGGAAGCGAGGUCGGUUGGUCAGCUACGGAGUGAGAGAAUGGCCAAUUUACUCGGAUGUUGCUGCGAAGGUGACGAGAGGUUACUUGUAGCAGAGUUUAUGCCUAAUGAAACACUAGCCAAACACCUUUUUCACUGGGAAACUCAACCUAUGAAAUGGACUAUGAGGCUACGAGUUGUUUUAUAUCUAGCACAAGCUCUUGAAUACUGCACCAGCAAAGGCCGUACUCUUUACCACGACCUCAAUGCUUACCGGGUUUUGUUUGAUGAGGAAUGCAAUCCAAGACUAUCUACUUUUGGCUUGAUGAAGAAUAGUCGGGAUGGAAAAAGUUACAGCACUAAUCUUGCUUUCACCCCUCCUGAAUAUCUACGAACUGGGAGAAUUACUCCAGAGAGUGUAAUAUACAGCUUUGGCACUCUUCUGCUUGAUCUUCUCAGCGGAAAACAUAUACCUCCUAGCCAUGCCCUUGAUCUGAUUAGAGACAGAAAUCUCCAGACGCUAACUGAUUCUUGCCUAGAUGGGCAGUUUUCUGAUAGUGAUGGUACAGAGCUAGUACGCCUAGCUUCUCGUUGUCUUCAGUAUGAAGCUCGUGAGCGGCCAAACACCAAAUCUUUAGUGACUGCCUUGACACCUCUUCAGAAGGAGACAGAGGUCCUGUCUCAUGUUCUAAUGGGUCUACCUCACAGUGGUUCAGUCUCUCCUCUGUCCCCUCUUGGUGAGGCUUGUUCAAGAAGGGACCUGACCGCUAUGCUUGAGAUCCUGGAGAAACUUGGAUACAAAGACGACGAGGGUGUCACCAAUGAGCUCUCGUUUCAUAUGUGGACAGACCAGAUGCAAGAGUCUUUGAACUCGAAGAAGAAGGGUGAUGUGGCUUUCAGGCAAAAAGACUUUAGAGAGGCCAUCGAGUGUUACACACAGUUUAUUGAUGGAGGAAUGAUCUCUCCAACAGUGUGUGCUCGGCGUAGUCUGUGUUACCUAAUGAGUGACAUGCCGAAAGAAGCUUUAGAUGAUGCAAUUCAGGCUCAAGUGAUCUCUCCCGUGUGGCAUGUCGCAUCAUAUCUGCAGUCUGCUUCCCUUGGUAUCCUGGGAAUGGAGAAGGAAUCUCAAAUCGCACUGAAAGAGGGCUCGAACCUUGAAGCAAAGAUGAAUGGAGUUCCCCGAGUGAAGUAAGAUAUAUAGCAUUUAAGAUUUUUCUUGUUGGGAAAGAUGAAAGAACAUCUUACCAAGUAAAAGGGGUAUGAAUCUUUUGAGCACAAUGAUGGGAAAACACUCAAGAGCAAUGCAAAACUAUAGACCCUCUUCUUCUGGUUGUAUGAGGUGUUUUGCCCUUCUUGUGCCUCUUUUUAUGGGCAUUGAAUUGAAGGAGUCAUUUCCUUUAUUAGCUUUGAAAUCCAUUUCCUGAAACUUUAUUGUACUAAAAAACCCAUUAUUGCAGAAACCAAAAGAGGGUUUUGUUUCUUUUGAUCUAUAGGUCACACAGACUAAACAUGUAUGAACUCUUGUCUUUUGACUAAAGAGAUAUUCGACAGUGAAAGGGGUUUUUGUGGUUAAAUUCCAAUAGUUGAG